Alligator sinensis (Chinese alligator) is the source of this 4317-nucleotide messenger RNA. RefSeq names its product FERM, ARH/RhoGEF and pleckstrin domain protein 2 (gene FARP2). Gene Ontology annotation, cellular component: cytoskeleton. The transcript has 26 exons. Bases 60 to 3233 code for a protein of 1057 amino acids. The record is from RefSeq and is a predicted model, not a curated record. NCBI's taxonomy places the organism in Eukaryota, Metazoa, Chordata, Crocodylia, Alligatoridae. Gene Ontology annotation, molecular function: guanyl-nucleotide exchange factor activity.
UCAACUGUAAUUUUUCUGUUUUUUCCUUCUAGUUUUUGGACAUUGCCUCUGGAUGAAUAAUGGGGGAGAUUGAGGGAACAUAUCGAGUCCUGCAGACUCCUGGUUCUCGUUUGGGAGUCCAGAAAAACAGUGGAGUGAGCACACUGGAGCCUGGGCAGAACCUCUCUACCACAAUGGCAUUAACACCUAGCAAAGUCCAUGAGAGGGAUCUACACAUCAAAAUAAAGAUGUUGGACAAUACUGUGGAAGUACUUGACAUUGAGUCAAAAUGCUAUGGCCAGACGGUGCUGACAGAAGUUUAUAAACACCUAAAUUUAAUUGAGUCCGACUACUUUGGAAUUGAGUUCCAGAACAUCCAAUCAUACUGGAUUUGGCUCGAACCUAUGAAACCUGUUGUUAAACAAGUACGGAGACCAAAGAAUACAAUGCUUCGUCUAGCUGUAAAGUUUUUCCCUCCUGACCCAGGUCAGCUGCAAGAGGAAUAUACCAGAUACCUGUUUGCAUUACAAAUCAAGAGGGAUUUAGCAGAAGAACGACUAACCUGCAGUGACAAUACAGCAGCACUUCUCAUCUCUCAUCUUCUACAAUCUGAGAUAGGGGAUUUUGAUGAAUAUGAGGAUUGUGAACACCUUAAAACAAAUCGAUACUUGCCAAACCAGGAAAGAAUACAAGGAAAGAUACUGGAGUUUCACAGGAAGCACAUGGGACAAACUCCUGCUGAGUCUGAUUUCCAGGUACUUGAAAUUGCUCGAAAACUGGAGAUGUAUGGCAUUAGAUUCCAUCUAGCAUCUGACCGGGAGGGGACGAAAAUUAACCUAGCUGUUUCACACAUGGGUGUCCUUGUCUUCCAGGGUAGCACAAAAAUCAACACCUUCAACUGGUCCAAGGUCCGUAAACUAAGCUUCAAGCGGAAAAGAUUCCUUGUUAAACUCCAUCCAGAGGUUCAUGGUCCAUAUCAGGAUACAUUGGAGUUCCUGUUGGGAAGCAGAGAUGAGUGUAAGAACUUCUGGAAAAUCUGUGUGGAAUAUCACACUUUUUUCAGGCUGUUUGAUCAGCCAAAACCAAAAGCUAAAGCAGUCUUCUUCAGUAGAGGAUCUUCAUUCAGAUACAGUGGACGAACACAGAAACAGCUGGUGGACUAUGUUAAAGACAGUGGGAUGAAGAAAACUCCCUAUGAAAGGAGGCACAGCAGAUCUAGAGCGUCUGCCCACACCUUUAACACAAAUGUGCCAAAACAGAAUGUCUCGUUUACUGAGACCUUAAGACUUCCUGAGUCUUCUGCCUCAGUAUCUGCCCCCUUCUAUUCAGUCCAUACAUCAUCCACCACCACCAGCAGCACACCCAUCUUAACAGACACCAGUCCUUCCUCCUUGGACCCUAGAGCACCAUACAUGAGGAACCCAACAGCAGAAAAGAGUCUUGCCACACCUGCUGAAGACACUGGGAAGAAAAUGUCACAGCAGCCUGGAUCUCCCAUACUCCAGCCAUUCCAAGUUCUAGGCCUUUCAGGGGAGCAUCCACAGCUGUCGCCAUUCACUUUGAAGAGUCAACUGAGUUUGAACCCUGCAGUUCAAGUGAAUUUGCACCCAGGUGGCCAGGGUCCAUCUCCUCUUCUGAGCCCUGUCUUGAGUGAUGCUGGUGGUGCCAGGGUAGAAGAGGAUGAUGAAGCCAGACGUAAGCGAUAUCCAACAGACAAAGCAUACUUCAUAGCCAAGGAGAUUCUUGCUACAGAACGGACAUAUUUGAAAGAUCUAGAAGUUAUAACAGUAUGGUUUCGCAGUGCAGUCAUCAAGGAGAAUGCCAUGCCAGAAGGUUUAAUGACAUUGCUCUUCUCCAACAUAGAUCCAAUUUAUGAGUUUCAACGAAGUUUCCUGAAAGAGAUUGAGCAGAGACUAGUGCUGUGGGAAGGACGGUCCAGUGCUCAUGUGAAAGGAGAUUACCAGCGGAUUGGAGAUGUCAUGCUCAGGAACAUGCGUGCAUUGAAGGAGUUUACCAGCUACUUGCAGAAACAUGAUGAGGUCCUGACAGAACUGGAGAAAGCAACCAAGCGCUUAAAGAAACUGGAAAUGGUUUAUAAGGAGUUUGAACUACAGAAGGUUUGCUACCUGCCACUCAACACUUUCCUGCUCAAGCCCAUCCAAAGGCUUAUGCACUAUAAACUAAUCCUGGGGAGACUUUGCAAGCAUUACACGACUGAACACCGGGACUAUGCUGAUUGCAGGAGUGCACUAAAGGAGGUCACAGAGAUGACAUCCCAGCUGCAGCACAGCUUGAUCCGCCUGGAGAAUUUCCAGAAACUGACAGAACUGCAGCAUGAUUUGGUCGGCAUUGAUAACCUCGUUGUACCUGGGAGGGAGUUUAUCCGCGAGGGUUGCUUGUACAAGCUUACAAAAAAGGGUUUACAACAGAGGAUGUUCUUUCUGUUCUCAGAUAUGUUACUAUACACAAGCAAAGGAGUUACGGGUACCAAUCAGUUCAAAAUUCAUGGACAACUUCCUCUCCAUGGCAUGCUGGUGGAAGAGAGUGAGAAUGAAUGGUCUGUCCCCCACUGCUUCACAAUCUAUUCUGCUCAGAAAACCAUAGUAGUGGCUGCAAGCACCCGCCUGGAAAUGGGGAAGUGGAUGGAAGACCUAAACAUGGCCAUUGAAAUAGCCAAGAAAUCUACUGAGAACUCUGACUUGUUCCUGGAAAGCUCCGUGUGCAAUCGCUCUAACAGAUCCUCUGAUGAGGUCUCUCUAGAACAAGAAUCUGAAGAUGACAUACACUCUUCUCGUAGCUCGCUGGACAGGCAGAGCCACCACCGUGCCAACACUACCAUGCACGUGUGCUGGUACCGCAACACGAGCGUCUCCAUGACUGACCACAGUGUGGCUGUUGAGAAUCAACUCUCAGGAUACCUGCUGAGAAAGUUCAAAAACAGCAAUGGCUGGCAGAAGCUCUGGGUCGUCUUCACCAACUUUUGCUUGUUCUUCUACAAGACUCACCAGGAUGAUUAUCCAUUGGCCAGUCUCCCACUCCUUGGAUACACAGUCAGCACCCCAGUGGAGGCAGAUGGCAUCCAGAAAGACUACGUCUUCAAGCUGCAGUUCAAAUCCCAUGUGUACUUUUUCAGGGCUGAGAGCAAGUACACCUUUGAAAGGUGGAUGGAAGUGAUCAAGAGAGCCACAAGUUCUCCAGCAAGAUCUAGCCUGUUGGCUCCCAAGGAUGAAAAGGAGGAGACUCUCACAAACUGAUGAGGGCAGAGCUGGGUCUCUGCUGUCAACAUCUAUUAGUGGGCUUGGGCGGGAAUAGGAGUUUGGGGCUGAUAAUGCUGUUAAGUUACAAGCUGAUUUCCACCUGGGGUGGGAAAGGUUGUUAAGCAAGAGAAGGGACAAACUGGAAUCGCAUCAGGUUCAACUGGCCUUGAGGACACUGUCUGCUCCAAUCGCACCUAGUUGAAGAGACAGAGAACCUGACAAUGGCAGCAAAACUCCCUCUGUGGGAAAAAUAAUGGUUUGUUAUGCGCACACGUUGUGGAAAGGAUCAUGUUUCAGUUAUGUGGAUUCUGGACAUGUUGGAGUAGCAGGUCUGGAUGGAGACAGAAGCAGUACCUGUCUCUUUCGUUGUCACUGGGUGUUCAGCAGCUGUCAGAGAUUAAUAGCAGCUGUCAGUGGUGUUCCUUGGCGCACAGUUGCUGGUGUCAGGCACUCUGGCUCCCAGCAGCUCCCUUAUCCUGACACAGUCCAGCUAAAACCACCUAUGUACUGUUUGCUGCUCUUACCUUCAGCUUACCAUCCACAAACAUAUUAGACUCAUUGGAGCUCUGCAGAUGUAUCCACUUGAAUGCUUACAUUCAUACCUGAAAACAGUUUCUGUAGAAUGACUGAGCUACUCAGGAAACUGCCAUGGUAACACCUUCAUCUUGGUAUUUUAUUUUAUUUUAUUUUAUUCUGUUUUUGGAAAGGGAAUGGGGAGAACCUGAACCUUUGUUUGCUUAAACACGUCAUGUGGCACAGCUGGGAGCAGGGGAUGUGUGAGAGAAAACACCUGUGUUUUUCCUGAGACCUCAGAGGCUUCCUAACAUUGCUUGUUUUACCUCCUGAGUUUUUUGCCGCCUGUACUCAGGGAGGGCUCACCUGGCAAAACCUUUACUUGUCCUCUGCUGGGGAAGGCAUCGCUUAAGGCAGGGAAAGCCAACAAACUACCCUCAGCAUCCUCUAGUGCAGUGGUUCUCAAUCUCUUUUGUACCAGGACCCAUUUGUAAACAUCAAUGGCCAGUCUGACCCAGUGCCUCCAGUCCCCAGCCCCGCAGUGUGUGGUGCAGUGGGGGAUGUGGGG